Molecule: messenger RNA, 1491 nt
Organism: Parastagonospora nodorum SN15
Lineage: Eukaryota; Fungi; Ascomycota; Dothideomycetes; Pleosporales; Phaeosphaeriaceae
Exons: 3
Coding region: 1-1491 (496 amino acids)
Molecular function (GO): heme binding; oxidoreductase activity
Source: RefSeq, a predicted model, not a curated record
AUGGCGAAAGUGUUUGAGUUCGCUGAAGUCGCAAAGCACAACACGGCUGAGAGCUGUUGGGUAGUUCUCUACGGCAAUGUCUACGAUGUAACGCGAUUCAUUCCUGAACACCCUGGUGGCAGUAAAGUCAUCCUCCAGCUCGCGGGCUCAGACGCGACCGACGAGUACGAUCCUAUCCACCCGCCCGGCAUACUCGAAGAGAACCUCAAGCCUGAAGACAAGCUUGGUACUAUCAACGCCGCCUCGUUACCAAAGGAAGAGAAGAUGCCUGUGGAAACUGGAGAGGCACAGAAUGACGGACCCGUGGAUCUAGACAGCAUACUGAACAUCGACGAGAUCGAAGAGGUGGCGACCAAGAACAUAGCACACAAGGGAUGGGCAUACUACUACUCAGCCGCUGACGACCUAGCAAGCAAAGCAUUCAACAACAGAGUAUACCGCCAAAUCCUCCUCCGCCCACGCGUCUUCGUCGACUGCACGCGCUGCGACACCUCAACAUCCUUCAUCGGCAACAAAGUCAAGCUCCCCAUCUACGUCUCGCCCGCCGCCAUGGCGCGCCUCGGCCACCCCGACGGCGAAUGGGGCAUCGCCCAAGCCUGCGAGAAAUACGGCGCCAUGCAAAUCAUCUCGCAAAACGCCUCCAUGACCCCCGAGCAAAUCGUCGCCGACGCAACCCCCGACCAGGUCUUUGGCUGGCAACUCUACGUCCAGAACGAGCGCCACAAGAGCGAAGCCAUACUCGCACGCAUGAAUAGUCUUGAUCCGAUCAAGUUUAUCUGCCUCACCCUCGACGCCCCCGUCCCGGGCAAACGCGAACACGACGAGCGCAGCAAGAACGUCGCGUCAAACCUGCCUGUGCGCGCGGCUGUCCAGGAGGACCAGAGUGUUAGCAAAACGAGCGCCGAGCCCAAGAAACCCAAGUCCAUGGGCGUCGGCCAGAGUCUGUUCUGGGGCACCGCCGCAGACCUGACAUGGCGCACCACUCUCCCCUGGCUCGCGAAACACACGCACAAACCCAUCGUGCUGAAGGGCAUCCAGACGCACGAAGACGCGUAUCUCGCAUCGCUGUAUGCGCCGCAGGUCAAGGCGAUUAUCCUGUCGAAUCAUGGGGGCAGGGCGCUGGACACCGCGCCGCCGGCUGUACAUACACUUCUCGAGAUAAGGAAGUACUGCCCCGAGGUGUUUGAUCGCAUUGAAGUUUGGGUGGAUGGCGGGAUUAAGCGCGGCACGGAUGUCGUCAAGGCGUUGUGUUUGGGCGCGAGGGGAGUGGGUGUGGGCAGGGCGGCGUUGUUUGGGUUGGGCGCGGGGGGGAAGGAGGGUGUUGCGAGGGUUUUGGAAAUUUUGAAAGCGGAGACGGAGACGUGUAUGCGUCUGUUGGGAGUGGAGAGGGUGGAGGAUUUGGGCAUGCAGCAUAUCAACACAAGGGCUGUGGAGAGGGAUAUUUGGGACGGGCCGGGGCUGGAGAGGGCGAGUUUGAAGGCGAAGUUGUAG